AUGAAUAAUAACCUCAUUGCCACAGCAUUCCAAGACCUGUUGUUUGCUCUUCGUACAUGGGAGGCAAAGUCUGAUCUAUUGCUUGAUAUUGGCAUUCAUUCGCCCAGCGACCCAGAGAAUUGGUUUAAAUAUCUGAAAUUUGAGGCCGACAUCACGACUGAUAAUCUGGAUCAAUAUCUUCAGGGGAAGGUAACAAUACUGGUUAAGGUUGAUGACAAGCGGCAUGGAUGGAAUGCUGCCAGCCAAGGAUUUGUUCCAACAAAGUCAGCUCUUGAAAAGGUUUGUGAUGAGACCAUGGCCGGUGCACCAUUUGAUACAGGGGAAGAGGAAUGUGAAUGGUGGAAGCAGCUUUCGACAACACCCGUAGUAAUAGUCGUGCUUCUUCGUUAG
Molecule: messenger RNA, 390 nt
Organism: Clonostachys solani
Lineage: Eukaryota; Fungi; Ascomycota; Sordariomycetes; Hypocreales; Bionectriaceae
Source: the annotation of a GenBank genome assembly